CGUGACGCCACAGCUGGGUUGGCGAGUCAGGACGGCCCGGAUUCCCUUCGCGUUACGCGGUGCCGGAAGUGGCGACUGCAGCUAAGUAUUUGAGAUGGGGACCUCCCUUGACAUCAAGAUUAAAAGAGCGAAUAAAGUUUAUCACGCUGGGGAGAUACUGUCCGGUGUGGUGGUCAUAUCUAGUAAGGAUUCUAUUCAGCAUCAGGGGGUGUCUUUGACAAUGGAAGGAACUGUAAACCUCCAGCUCAGUGCCAAAAGUGUGGGUGUGUUUGAAGCUUUUUAUAAUUCUGUUAAGCCCAUCCAGAUUAUCAACAGCACCAUAGAAAUGGUAAAGCCAGGGAAGUUUCCCAGUGGCAAAACAGAAGUUCCUUUUGAAUUUCCUCUGCACGUGAAGGGUAACAAAGUUCUGUAUGAGACUUACCAUGGCGUGUUUGUCAACAUUCAGUAUACGCUGCGCUGUGACAUGAAGCGGUCUCUGUUGGCCAAGGACUUGACAAAGACCUGUGAAUUCAUCGUUCACUCUGCUCCUCAGAAGGGGAAGUUGACUCCAAGUCCUGUGGACUUCACCAUCACACCUGAAACCUUACAGAACGUCAAAGAGAGAGCCUCACUCCCCAAAUUUCUCAUCAGAGGACAUCUCAAUUCAACGAACUGUGUCAUCACGCAGCCUCUCACAGGAGAGCUGGUGGUGGAGAGCUCAGAGGCCGCCGUCAGAAGCAUAGAGCUGCAGCUGGUGCGCGUGGAGACCUGUGGUGAGGGCCUGUCUCGGUGGCUCUGCCUCCAUCACAUGGGUGUGCAGAAGGCUAUGCCCGUGAUGCUACAGAGAUCCAAAAUAUCCAGAUUGCUGAUGGGGAUGUUUGUAGGAGCCUCUCUGUCCCCAUAUACAUGGUCUUCCCCAGGCUGUUCACCUGCCCUACACUGGAGACCACCAACUUCAAAGUGGAAUUCGAAGUGAACAUUGUUGUGCUGCUGCAGGCAGAUCACCUCAUCACGGAGAACUUCCCACUGAAGCUCUGCAGGAUCUAGCCCAGGAAGGGUGCAGGGAGCACACACAGCCCCAUGGAAGUCCAGCAGGUUAUCCAACUUCUGUGGGGAGCUAAAGCCAGCAGCAUAUCCCCAUUUUCACCAUUAUUCUGCAUCAGAAGUGACAGGGACUCCUGAAGUUUCAGUUUCUUCAUUUCCUCAAAACUUCUGCUUCCACCAAGAGCCUCUAAUCAGACAUUUUCUGUGAAAUUUAACAGG
This is a messenger RNA of Nycticebus coucang (slow loris), 1242 nucleotides long. RefSeq names its product VPS26 endosomal protein sorting factor C (gene VPS26C). Gene Ontology annotation, cellular component: endosome. NCBI's taxonomy places the organism in Eukaryota, Metazoa, Chordata, Mammalia, Primates, Lorisidae. Gene Ontology annotation, biological process: intracellular protein transport. The record is from RefSeq and is a predicted model, not a curated record. The transcript has 8 exons. Bases 95 to 955 code for a protein of 286 amino acids.